CGGGCCGGAGAUCGCCCGCGGGCUCCGCUCGGGCAGGGGAUGGGCACGGGGACACGGACCCGGGCGCGGGGGUCCCGGCGAGCCCCGGGCUGCCCUCGGCGCAGCCGACCGGCUGGCGGGGAGAGGUGCAGGCGGCGGGAAGAACGGCCGGGCCGGGCAGCGGCCCGCGCGCCCCCACGUCCCAAGAUGCCAGGGAAACGCAGUGCAAAGAACCCGGUGCCAGAAGAAGAGUCUCCUGAGAGGAAGAAGAUUAAAGUCACCCACCCAUCGCACCGCUCCCAGCCUGGGCUGGUGCUGACACUGGGCCAGGGCAAUGUUGGCCAGCUAGGCCUGGGCGAGGACAUCAUGGAGAGGAAGAAGCCAGCUCUGGUCACACUGCCAGAGAUGGUGGUGCAGGUGGAAGCUGGAGGGAUGCACACCGUGUGCCUCAGCCAGACGGGAAAGAUCUACACCUUUGGCUGCAAUGAUGAAGGUGCCCUCGGACGGGACACCUCGGCUGAGGGAUCUGAGACCUCUCCGGGGCCGGUGGAGCUGCAGGAGAAGGUGGUGCAGGUGUCGGCGGGGGACAGCCACACGGCCGCGCUAACCGAGGACGGCAGGGUCUUUGUCUGGGGCUCCUUCCGGGAUAACAAUGGAGUAAUCGGCUUGCUGGAGCCUAUGAAGACAAGCUCCAUUCCUUUGCUGCUCCAGCUCGACGUGCCUGUUGUUAAAAUAGUUUCAGGGAAUGACCACUUGGUGAUGUUGACAGUGGAUGGUGACCUGUUCACAUGUGGUUGUGGCGAACAGGGCCAGCUGGGCAGAGUGCCAGCACUCUUUGCCAACCGUGGAGGACGGAAGGGGCUACAGCGGCUGCUGGUCCCCCAGCUUGUCCCUGUCAGAGGCAAAGGGAGAAGAGGCAAAACGCGCUUCCAGGAUGCUUUCUGCGGGGCGUAUUUCACCUUUGCUGUCACGCGUGAGGGACACAUCUAUGGAUUUGGCCUCUCCAACUACCACCAGCUGGGGACCCAGGACACGGAGCCGUGCUUCUCCCCACAGAAUCUCACAUGCUUCAAGAACUCAACCAAGUCUUGGGUUGGGUUCUCUGGCGGGCAGCACCACACGGUCUGCGUUGACUCCGAGGGUAAAGCCUACAGCCUGGGCAGGGCAGAGUACGGCCGGCUGGGUCUUGGGAUGGGGGCAGAAGAGAAGAGUACACCCACAGUUAUCCCGGAGCUCCCCAGCAUCACCUCAGUGGCUUGUGGGGCAUCAGUUGGCUAUGCUGUCAGCAGUGAUGGACGAGCAUUUGCCUGGGGAAUGGGCACCAACUACCAGCUGGGCACCGGGGAGGAGGACGAUGUCUGGAGCCCCGUGGAGAUGACCGGGAAGCAGCUGGAAAACCGGCGAGUGCUGGCUGUGUCUAGCGGUGGGCAGCACACCGUGCUGCUGGUCAGGGACAAGGAGCAGAGCUGAUGAAGUGACACCACAGCUGAGCCCCGUGGGAUCAUGGCACCCCCAGACCUCCCACAACUUCUGCCUGGGUUGGGAGCUGAUUUUUCUGGGAAGGGCAGCAGGCUUACGGAGCUGGGCCCGGAGGUGCCUGUGUGGCUGGAACACGGUUGCCCACAGGUUCUCCCUGCAAGCGUGUGUCUGCUUUCUUGUGGUGCCCAGUGCUCUGACAGCUCCCCGGGCCAGCUUGGUCCUAAACUGAUCCCAGUUCUGUGCCUGGAUGGAUUUCUACUUGUCUGGUUUCUUAACAUUUCCUGGCCCGGCAAAGCCAAGGGUCUUGUCCUUUACUCCGCAAUCAGGUUUGGGUAUCAGUCUCCCUGAGGUCCCCAUGUUCCCCACAUCUCGAUGCUUCUCUACCCUGUUCACCUAAACAUGUCUGUCCUGGAUUUGUCUGCUGCCACCCACUAAACCCCUCUGAGCUCAUUUGAGGGGGUAUCUCAGUCCAACAGGAAUGUUUCCAGGGAGCUCUGUCCUCUUAUCCAGCACUUCUGGCUGCUGUGGGGAGAUUCUGCCUGACAAGGGAGAAUGCUGCUGGGUGAUGCCUGGCACACUGAGUGCUGGAAAAGGAAAGGGGGACUCCUUCCUCCCAUCCCUCAAGUAUCUGAGCUGAAUCCCUCCCAGGCAGUGAGGCCAGGAGCAGGUUCCCUGCCCUCUGUGGCCUGGAGCAGCCACCUCCACCACUGCUCUUUUGCGGUCCUGGUUAUUCCUUCUUUCCCAUUGCUUUUGAAAACCCAACCAAAUUCAUCCUGCAGGUGGGAACACUUACUUUAAUUUUUUCUCUUUUACUUGCUGAGGAAGGAGCUUCAUUUACUGUUAGGGCUUUGCUGAGCAGRCACCCAGACCCCAGCUAUGAAUGGAGUCACUGGAAACAAGAGGACUUUUCACCAUCGCCUCUGAUCCAACUGGGCUCCCUGCGCCCAGCCUGUCCCAUCCUCUCCUUCCAUCAGGUGCCUUCCUGGUACCUGGAGUGAGGAGGGGUCUGCAAAGACCUAAAUUAUAGCGAUAGGAGGGGGUGGGUUGUGGCUGGGGAGGGAGUCUGGGAUUAUACAGUGGUGCAGAAGGGGUUGGAUUUUUUAAAAAAAAUGUAUUUUGGUUGAUUAAUCAAGGCAGAAAGGACAAAAAACUCAUCUUUUAACAUUUGGAAUAAACCGAGUUUUGAUAAACCCAGGC
Molecule: messenger RNA, 2655 nt
Organism: Malurus melanocephalus (red-backed fairy wren)
Lineage: Eukaryota; Metazoa; Chordata; Aves; Passeriformes; Maluridae
Gene: RCC1
Product: regulator of chromosome condensation 1
Exons: 10
Coding region: 40-1449 (469 amino acids)
Cellular component (GO): cytoplasm
Molecular function (GO): guanyl-nucleotide exchange factor activity
Source: RefSeq, a predicted model, not a curated record